AUGGGCAAGAAGCAACAAUCUGGGAAAGGAGGUGUCACUGGACGUCAAAAUGUGCUUGCUGCGAAAGCAGAAAUAUCUUUAGCUGAUACCUUGCGUAAAGGUCGCCACGAAUGUCUCUGUCAAGCACGUACUCAUAAAUUGGUUCUGAAUUGCCUUGGAUGUGGCCGAAUCGUUUGUGAACAAGAAGGAAGUGGACCAUGUUUCUCUUGUGGAACACUCGUCUGUACUCGCGAAGAAAGAGAAAUUUUGAAUCGCGGAAGUAACAAAAGUCGAGAGUUACUUGCCAAACUAACUGCAGAUGGAGGCAAUGUGGGAUCACUCGGACAGAUAUCAUCGUCUUACCAAAAUGCAACCGAGUUCCGGAACAAGUUGUUAGAAGCUGACGCGGAUACUGAACGCCGUACAAAAGUGAAUGAUCUUCAAAGUGACUACAGUACUAUUGAGAACAGUCCAUUCUUGAGUGCCGCUGAUCGAGAAGCUCUCAAAUUGAGACGUGAAGAAUUGAGAGCUCUCCGGGAAAAAGAGAGAAAAAAGUUUGUGGUCAGUUUGGAUUUCGAUGGUGGAGUUGUUCAAGAAAUGUCAAGAAGAAAUGGUGUGGAGGAACUUCAGGAUAAGAAUGAUCCAAUUAUUCAGAGAAUUAUGGAGAGAGUAGACGAAAAGCAUCGUAUUCAAGAAGCUCUUCAUAACAAUGCAGCUGAUGCCAGAUGGAAUCCGAUUGGAUUUGUACCAAGAUACUUGGCGGAUGAAAGUCAACAAAGCCAACAACAAGAAUGUAGUGAUGGAGAUAUAAUUGAUGCAGACAGUUUGAUGAUUGUUAGCGAUGAAUUGGCUGCUCAAAUAACCGAAGAAAAGGGAUAUGUCCUCUCACUUACACAACCAACUGCCACGUUUAUUGUUCAUGGUCUUUGUCGAUUCCUUCGAUGGCCCACUGAUUUGAACUUGAAAGGACCACUUUUCAUUACUGCCAAACCGGGAAGUACGAAUGAGAAAGGGAUUCGCGAGUUUGCGAAAAAGUUUGUCAGAGAUGUCAAUAAAAUCAGUGAACUGGAUUUUGCGGACGGAGCUGUUCUUGGAAGAGCAUUCCUUCAGGAAUGUAUGAUGCUUGACGACUUCUUCGAUAAAUAUGGCAGUAAAUCUGAAAUACCUGGAAGUGGACAAUUUGUGUUGUGUUUCACUGCAUUCGAACCGUUGGUUUCUUCCAUUCCACACAUUUCUACGGCUGAAUCGGACAUUUAUGAAAUGGAUCGACAGUUGAAAAGAUCCUUGACUAAAUGGUAA
Molecule: messenger RNA, 1278 nt
Organism: Caenorhabditis remanei
Lineage: Eukaryota; Metazoa; Nematoda; Chromadorea; Rhabditida; Rhabditidae
Exons: 5
Coding region: 1-1278 (425 amino acids)
Biological process (GO): regulation of DNA-templated transcription
Cellular component (GO): nucleus
Molecular function (GO): zinc ion binding
Source: RefSeq, a predicted model, not a curated record